Messenger RNA from Lacerta agilis (Sand lizard), 2315 nucleotides. RefSeq names its product poly(rC) binding protein 2 (gene PCBP2). Gene Ontology annotation, biological process: positive regulation of transcription by RNA polymerase II. The record is from RefSeq and is a predicted model, not a curated record. The transcript is spliced from 15 exons. Gene Ontology annotation, cellular component: cytoplasm; nucleoplasm; nucleus. Bases 193 to 1569 code for a protein of 458 amino acids. Gene Ontology annotation, molecular function: single-stranded DNA binding; mRNA binding. NCBI's taxonomy places the organism in Eukaryota, Metazoa, Chordata, Lepidosauria, Squamata, Lacertidae.
GGAGACCCGCGCACCACCCGCCCUCCCUCCUCCCGCUCCCCCCCGUCCCGUCCCCUUCCCCUCCUCCGCCCCAGCGAGGGAGCGAACGAACGCGUGAGCGGCCGGGCCCAGUCACCCCGCCAGGUUGAUUUUCCUUCCAGCGACCAAAGAUUUGACCACUUUCAAGCCUGACUUAACUGAAUACAGCUCAAGAUGGACACUGGUGUUAUCGAAGGAGGUUUAAAUGUCACACUUACUAUUCGCCUACUUAUGCAUGGGAAGGAGGUUGGAAGCAUCAUUGGGAAGAAAGGAGAAUCUGUAAAGAAGAUGCGUGAAGAGAGUGGUGCUCGCAUUAACAUCUCAGAAGGGAACUGCCCAGAACGGAUUAUCACUCUUGCUGGACCCACUAAUGCAAUUUUCAAAGCAUUUGCUAUGAUCAUUGACAAACUGGAAGAGGACAUCAGCAGCUCAAUGACCAACAGCACGGCUUCUAGCAGGCCCCCCGUCACUCUGAGACUUGUGGUACCUGCCAGCCAGUGUGGCUCUCUCAUUGGGAAAGGAGGCUGCAAGAUCAAGGAGAUAAGAGAGAGCACGGGGGCACAGGUCCAGGUGGCUGGAGACAUGUUGCCCAACUCAACUGAGAGAGCGAUCACCAUUGCUGGGAUUCCACAGUCCAUCAUUGAGUGCGUCAAACAGAUCUGUGUGGUCAUGCUGGAGUCUCCCCCAAAGGGUGUCACCAUCCCCUACCGACCCAAGCCAUCCAGUUCUCCUGUCAUCUUUGCAGGCGGUCAGGACAGGUACAGCAGCGGCAGUGCAAGCUACCCCCACACCGCCCCAUCAAUGUGCCUCAACUCUGACCUGGAGGGACCACCUCAAGAGGCCUAUACCAUUCAAGGACAGUAUGCCAUUCCACAGCCAGAUCUGACCAAGCUGCACCAGUUGGCAAUGCAACAGUCACACUUUCCAAUGUCUCAUGGCAACACUGGAUUCAGUGGCGUUGAAUCCAGCUCUCCAGAUGUGAAAGGCUAUUGGGCAGGUUUGGAUGCAUCAGCUCAAACUACUUCUCAUGAACUCACCAUUCCAAAUGAUCUGAUUGGAUGCAUCAUUGGGCGCCAAGGCGCCAAGAUCAAUGAGAUUCGCCAGAUGUCUGGGGCGCAGAUCAAAAUUGCCAAUCCAGUGGAAGGAUCUACUGACAGGCAGGUUACCAUAACUGGAUCUGCAGCCAGCAUUAGCCUGGCUCAAUAUCUAAUUAAUGUCAGUUUAGAAAGCGCUAAACCCUCCUCCCAGGCAGCCUCCGUCACGAUCCCCGACCACCUCAGCAUCAACCUCUCUCAACCCUCCACCCCUUCUUCUUCUUCCUCCUCCACCACCACCCCCUCGCUUGCGACAGCGGGGGUCUCCGACGCACCCUCCAGCCUCCCCAACCCUCUUCCGACCGCCCCCUGUGUCUCCAGUCUGCUUGGCAUGAAACCCGUCCCUCUCCUGGCUCUAAAUGUUGUGUCUGCUGCUAAGGGUGCCUCCACCACCUCAGCUGUGCCAUGUGUUACUAACAAACUGAAAACGGAAAAACAGAGAUUCUCUCCUUACUGAGUGUCUGCUUGUGGCCUUAGAGGAACAGCAGAUUGCUUUUCAGCAAUGGGGAUCCCAUAGAGGAGACUUGGAAGAGCUUUUUUUAAAACUUCGAAAGAAAAGUGAGCUUUGUGAUUCCUUUAGGAUGGAGUUUUUUUUGCUGGCAACCUCCACUAGGUCAAAGACAAUUGAGCAAGUGUAUUAAUCAGUUUGAGUCCAGUAGUGAUCUUGAUUAUGUAGCUUGUAGCUGUUGCUUUAGUAGUUUUGUUUGCAUUGUUACAUGGAAUAAGGUGGGUGGGGAGGGAGCUGGGGGGGCAGGGAAUGCUAGGGUCCGUUAACGAAAUAACUCACUUGCAAUUCCUUGGUUUAAGCUGUGCAAAGAUUCUACUUUGGCCAAACUUGUCUCAAUGUCUGUCCUUGUAAUAAAGCUGUCACGGUGAGAACAUGCACAGAUGUGCCUGAAUUGGGACCGAACUCUGACCACAAGCUGGUUGAAUCUGACAUUGCACCCCCAGGCUAAACUUUUUUUUGAAAAUUAUCUGCACUACUUCACUGCACUAACACCAUUAUUAAGUAUAUAAACUUUCCUAUGGAGACUCUGAUACCUAAUAACACAAUUGUGAGGGUGUGAGCUGUAAUGGUGCUGGGGGACAGGUUCAGAUCUUGAAUACUAUUCCUGCUCCUUUACAAACUGCCACUUGCCAGCGUACACAACUCACCUGCUCAGUAGAAAAAGUAAUAUUCUUUGUGUGCACACCGUUCCCAUG